Molecule: messenger RNA, 3807 nt
Organism: Danaus plexippus (monarch butterfly)
Lineage: Eukaryota; Metazoa; Arthropoda; Insecta; Lepidoptera; Nymphalidae
Gene: Su(var)3-3
Product: lysine-specific histone demethylase 1A
Exons: 16
Coding region: 126-2423 (765 amino acids)
Biological process (GO): regulation of DNA-templated transcription
Cellular component (GO): nucleus
Molecular function (GO): flavin adenine dinucleotide binding; protein binding; oxidoreductase activity
Source: RefSeq, a predicted model, not a curated record
UCGGCCGACACUACUAUCAAUGUUUAUAUUUUUUGCUCAAUAAUAAUUUGUUUUGAUUUGAUUCAAUUUGUCUCAAACAAUUAUUUUCUUUUUCUGAGGAAAUACACUCUUUUUAAAUACAAAAAAUGAGCCGUCGCAAGCGUGCUAAGGUGGAAAACCGCGAAUUGGAUGAAAAAUUAAAACAAGAUGAUUCUGAAUCGGAUCAAUCUGAGAAAAGUAAGAUCACAAAUUCGAGUCCAACGUCUGUUACUGGACGGCGGGAAUCAUCUUCCAGUCGGACUGUGGAUUCAAAAAAAGAAGACAAACCAAUUAUUAUUGAAGAAACCAAAAGUGAAGAUAUUGAAGAAGUUAACUACAAAGAUAUGCUAAAUAGCUUGGAAGGUGCUGCAUUUCAAUCUAGACUACCAUUUGAUAAAAUGUCUUCAUUAGAGGCCGAAUGUUUUUCGGAUUUGCAAGGAGCAUCAAGCCUUGCACUUGUUCAAAUAAGAAAUCGAAUAUUGAAACUUUGGUUUGAAGAUCCUAAGAAACAGCUCACUCAAGAACAGUCCGUUCAAAAAAUGGAACCACCAUACAGUGCAGAUCCUGCCUUAGUGAUGAGAACUCAUGCUUUUCUGGAACGACAUGGUUUUAUAAAUUAUGGUAUUUAUGAACGAGUAAAUCCUAUUCCAUCACCACCAAAGGGUAAACAAAGACCUAAGGUCAUAAUUAUUGGUGCAGGAGUAUCAGGUUUGGCAGCUGCACGUCAGUUGCAAUCCUUUGGAUGUGAAGUAGUAAUAUUGGAAGGGAGAGACAGAGUUGGAGGCAGGGUUGUCACUUACCGGAAGGGACCUUAUGUUGCUGACUUAGGAGCAAUGGUGGUAACUGGAUUGGGUGGUAAUCCUGUCACAACGUUGUCGGUACAAAUGAAUAUGGAGUUGCAUAAGAUAAAACAAAAAUGUCCAUUGUAUGAAGCGACCGGUAAUCAAGUCCCUAAACAUAAGGAUGAAAUGGUUGAGCGUGAAUUCAAUCGCUUGCUGGAUGCUACCUCAUACCUAUCACAUCAAGUAGACUUUAAUUAUUACAACGAUACUCCCGUGUCUUUGGGACAGGCUUUGGAAUGGGUCAUUAAAUUGCAGCAAAAGAGUGUUAAACAUAAACAGAUUCAACACCUUAAAGCAUUGAUAACCUUGCAAGAGAAGCUAAAGAAUAAUAUCAACAAGAUGUCAGAUAUAAACGAACUCCUAAAGUCUAUGAAAUCUGAGAAGGAAACGUUGUUGGCUGAUCGCGAGAAGGUAGCGUCUGGAGACGCUAGUAUCUUGCAGGAGUUUAAUCUUAGAAGAUUAAACCGGGAGAUGAAUCUGCUGUGUAACGAGUAUGAGACGCUCACCACACAGAAUAAUACUAUAGAGGAUAAGUUGGUGCAGUUGGAAUCUAAUCCGCCCAGUUCGGUGUACCUCUCGGUUCGAGAUCGUCAGAUUCUUGACUGGCAUUUCGCUAACCUGGAGUUCGCGAACGCAACGCCUUUAGGAAACCUGUCGCUGAAGCACUGGGACCAGGACGACGACUUCGAGUUCACUGGGAACCAUCUAACAGUUCGCAACGGGUAUUCGUGCGUGCCGGUGGCAUUGUCUGAGGGGCUCGACAUUAGAUUGGGUACAGCGGUCACUGAAAUCACUUACGGUGGGCCGGGUGUCACUGUGAAGGCUGUCAACCCUCGAGCUCCCAACCAGCCGCAGACAUUUAAGGGUGACGUAGUUCUUUGCACACUACCUUUGGGAGUACUCAAAGUGGCCGUGGCGAACAACGGACAGAAUCAGCAAAACUUUGUAAAGUUUGAUCCCCCAUUGCCUGAUUGGAAAGUGGCGGCCAUAAAACGUUUAGGUUAUGGUAACUUAAAUAAAGUAGUGCUUUGCUUUGAGCGUACUUUCUGGGAUCCAAGUGCAAACCUCUUUGGACACGUGGGUACGACAACCGCUAGCAGAGGUGAAUUGUUCCUAUUCUGGAACCUAUACAGUGCUCCGGUGUUGCUCGCACUGGUAGCUGGAGAAGCUGCUGCUGUUAUGGAAAAUGUGACUGAUGAUGUCAUAGUUGGAAGAUGUAUCGCCGUGUUGAAAAGUAUCUUCGGACACGCGGCUGUUCCGCAGCCCAAAGAAUGUGUUGUUACCAGAUGGCGUGCCGAUCCCUAUGCUCGGGGAUCCUAUAGUUUCGUGGCUGUUGGCUCCUCCGGGACUGACUAUGAUCUACUAGCAGCGCCCGUGCCCGAUUCCUCCGGAGAAAACAGAUUAUUUUUCGCCGGUGAGCAUACAAUGCGCAACUAUCCAGCAACAGUGCACGGCGCUUUCCUCUCCGGUCUAAGAGAGGCCGGUCGUCUCGCUGAUAUGUUGAUGCCACUACCUCCAAUUACUAGCGCCAGUGUGGCAGCGGCGACUGCUGGUCAUACUUGACCCUCGGCUAAAAAGAAUGGCAAGAAAAAAUAGUUCACUUAGAACUGGUCUUGCCAUAAUAUGCAAAGACCAGCAAUAAGACGUAUUACUCUUUUAACUAGAAAAAACUGUUAUAUUUCUUUUUGCUGUGAUACUUUGCAGAAGGAGAAUGUUUUAUGGACUCGGAUUAGAGUGUUUAAAGAAAUAGUUUUCUGAUAUUCUAAGUGCUCAGAUCGUUAAUUGGUGGUAAUGUAGUUGAUGGUGAUCAAUUACUAUUAGUGAGAUUAUAAAAAUAUUACUCUUUACUGAUAAUUAUAAGACUGGAUACAAACAAUGAUGAGGUAAAAAAUUGUUUUAUUUUUAUUUUUAUUAACAAUAUUUUCGGAUGUAAGUCUCUAGUGUGGGAUUUUAAAUCGAGAUAAUGAUUACUUUACAUUAAACUUGUUCACUGGAACAUUAAUGUCGAAUUAAAUCCGACAAUAUAGUUACAUUCAAAUAUGAAUUGCUGUUUAAAAAAAAAGGAUAUAAUUAUGUUCUUGUUAUUAAUAAAACUUUAACCUGUAUUUUUAGAAUAGCAGUUGUAGUGUAAUUUAAGGCUUUUUGUAGUGAAAACAAUACAUAUAUUAUUUGAAUAUGAUGCACAGGUCUAACAACGCAAGGAGUGUAACUAAAAUAAAAUCCUAAAGACGAAUAAUUGCGCUUUCGUCUAGCCUUAAAAUAAACAUUCAGUGUUUGAACCUAGGGUUGGACUUUUCUAUUUCCUUAUCAGUAGUCUAGUAGACCAGUUCAUUAUAUUGAAAAAUGUAUUAUUAAGCAAAUAAUUUCGUUAUUAAGAUCAUAGUUAAGUUAUUCCUAAAUAAGUAAGUAUAUUACUUAAUGUAUUCACACUAACUCGUUGAAUAAAAACAUACUAUUAAAGUAACAGAAACAAUUACUAGCAUUUAAAAGCGUCAUAAUUACGAAAUCCUUAAAAGUUUGAUGUUCCCCUCUAGAAAGAAUAUCUUUUAAUUAACGUUUGCUGUCAGUACAGUUUGGUAUUUAACGCAGAGGAUAAACGUCGCCCACUAAAGUACUAGUAAUAAUGUAUUGUUAAAAUUAAGAAAGCCAUUAAAUUUUAAUUAGAAAUUGCAGACAAAAUUGCAGAUUGUUUUUAGAAAAUUUUGUAGCAAUUAUUAACACGAUCUCGCUCAGAAGUUUCUUUGAUUCUGAUGUUCUCAAAACCUUAAACUUCUCCAAAUGUGUUAGUCGUAGAAGAUGGCCUAAUAAGCGUUAGGUUAGGUUAUGUUAAUUAACUUAUAUUUUUAAUCUGGUGUUUCGUGUGAAGUGUAGAAUUUUUUUUUUGUUCUUUUUCCUCGGUGUUGGUCAUUUAAAUUUCUUAAUAAAGCAAUAAAGUAUUUUGAUAAAA